AUGGCUCGUUUUGGUCUCCUGUCUUUGGCUCUAUUUGUUCAGGCCUUGAUUGGUGGUGGUCUCGCGGCAGACACUACUGGAAAGGCAGAAGAGACUGUGGAGACACCACAGUUGGCAGUAACCGCCCAGGCCUCUUUCCCAGCGUCUGAGAUCUUUGGCGUGAAGAUCGUCAACGGUCUUCCUACCGAGGCGCUGAUCACCUUCACCAACGAUGAACCUGCUCCAGUGAAUGUGAACUUCAUUGGCGGUACUCUGUCAACCCUGGAUAACGAAUCCAGCCAAGUGGUUCGGAACCUGUCCACAACCUCGUACGCUGUGGAGAUCCCGGCGGGUCAGAAGGAGACCGUGAGCUACAGCUUCGCCACGGAAAUGCACCCUCAGGAUCUGAGACUCGCCAUUGCGUCCAUUAUCUCCGAUACUGAGGGAAGAUAUUUCACCGUCUCUACCUACAACGGAACUGUCAGCAUCGUAGAGCCGGAAACUAGUAUCUUCGACCCCCAGAUUAUCUUCCUUUACUUCUUCCUCCUGGCUUGUUUUGUUGGCGUGGUUUACUUCUUCUACACCGUUUGGGUUGCGCCUUACUUCCCCCAGAAGCGCAAGCCUGGAAAGGCUGUCGAGUUCUCCAAGAAGACCCCCGGUUCAUCGAAGAAGGCCGACACUUCGGUCGAAGGAUCCAGCAGGCCGGCCGUCUCCUCCGCGACUACUUACAAUGCGGAAUGGAUUCCCGCUCACCAUAUUAAUCGCCCGGAGGCUCGGAAGGUGAAGGGUAGCACCCGGACUAAGAGCCGUGCCUAA
This is a messenger RNA of Aspergillus tanneri, 795 nucleotides long. RefSeq names its product putative translocon-associated protein, alpha subunit. The transcript has 3 exons. NCBI's taxonomy places the organism in Eukaryota, Fungi, Ascomycota, Eurotiomycetes, Eurotiales, Aspergillaceae. The record is from RefSeq and is a predicted model, not a curated record. Gene Ontology annotation, cellular component: endoplasmic reticulum membrane; endoplasmic reticulum. The coding region runs from base 1 to 795 and encodes 264 amino acids.